AUGGCUGGAAUCGCCUUCGGCCGCUUCGAUGACUCCUUCAGCGGCGCCUCUAUCAAGGCUUACAUCGCGGAGUUCAUCUCCACGCUUCUCUUCGUCUUCGCCGGAGUAGGAUCGGCCAUAGCCUACGGUUGGGUUCCCGCGUUGCACUCGUGGAGCGGUCUGACUUUUGUUUCUUGGGUGGUGAUUCUGGCUGAAGACGUUGACCAUGUGCAGGGAAGUUGACUUCGGACGCGGCCCUCGACCCCGCCGGACUAGUGGCCGUGGCGGUUACCCAUGGGUUCGCUCUGUUCGUCGCUGUUGCAGUCGGCGCCAACAUUUCCGGUGGUCACGUCAACCCCGCCGUCACCUUCGGCCUGGCCCUCGGCGGGCAAAUCACCAUCCUUACCGGUAUCUUCUACUGGGUUGCACAGCUCGUUGGCGCCAUCGUUGCCUCGCUGCUCCUGAAGCUGGUCACCGGCGGCCUGGUAAGCGAGAAACCAUCGAACACAGUCUCGGCCAGUUCCAGCACCAUAGCGCUUCGUCUCACUGCUCGCUCGUGCAGGCUAUCCCGACCCACUCGCUGGGGUCCGGAGUAGGAGCCCUGGAGGGUGUCGUGCUCGAGAUCGUCAUCACCUUCGGUCUCGUGUACACCGUCUACGCCACCGCAGUGGAUCCCAAGAAGGGUUCAGUGGGCACCAUCGCCCCCAUCGCCAUCGGUUUCAUCGUCGGUGCUAACAUCCUCGCCGCCGGGCCCUUCUCCGGUGGAUCCAUGAACCCCGCUCGCUCUUUCGGACCCGCCGUCGUCAGCGGCGACUUUUCAGGGCACUGGAUCUACUGGGUGGGCCCUCUUAUCGGCGGCGGCUUGGCUGGCCUCGUCUACACCUACGCCUACCUGUCCUCGGAGCAUGCACCACUCGCGAGCGACUUCUAG
Molecule: messenger RNA, 910 nt
Organism: Spirodela intermedia
Lineage: Eukaryota; Viridiplantae; Streptophyta; Magnoliopsida; Alismatales; Araceae
Source: the annotation of a GenBank genome assembly